This is a messenger RNA of Alternaria arborescens, 441 nucleotides long. RefSeq lists its product as hypothetical. Bases 1 to 441 code for a protein of 146 amino acids. Lineage: Eukaryota; Fungi; Ascomycota; Dothideomycetes; Pleosporales; Pleosporaceae. Gene Ontology annotation, molecular function: catalytic activity. Gene Ontology annotation, biological process: DNA repair. The record is from RefSeq and is a predicted model, not a curated record. The transcript is spliced from 3 exons.
AUGGCACCGGGAGAGCGCUCAGAAGAAGUCUGGCUAUGGUACACGGCAGUAUACGAGGCGAUUCAAGAGGUGCCUUCCGGCAAGGUCACUAGCUAUGGUCAUAUUGCAAGACUAGUAGGAAAGCUCGGAGUGUGUCUCAAGAACCUGCCUUCGCCAUCGACCGAUAGCAGCAAGAAGAGUCCAACGUUCCAUAGCCGCAACGUGCCUUGGCAGCGCGUGAUCAACGCCAAAGGCGGCAUCAGUCCGAGAGGACCGAGCGCAGCGGCUCAGCAAGCAGAUGCGCUGCGCAGGGAGGGGGUCGAGGUCAGCCAGGAUGCCAUGGGGCAGUAUACAGUGGAUCUUGGGAAAUACGGCUGGUUUCCUGAUGUCCUUCCCAGCGAGGCUGGCCUAGUCGAAAGUAGCGACGAGGAGGAUGAGGAGGAGGCCGCGUACCAUACAUAG